Molecule: messenger RNA, 381 nt
Organism: Schistocerca serialis cubense
Lineage: Eukaryota; Metazoa; Arthropoda; Insecta; Orthoptera; Acrididae
Product: molybdenum cofactor biosynthesis protein 1-like
Exons: 1
Coding region: 1-381 (126 amino acids)
Biological process (GO): Mo-molybdopterin cofactor biosynthetic process
Source: RefSeq, a predicted model, not a curated record
AUGGUCAACGUGGGUUCGAAGCUGGUGACAGAACGGACUGCUGCAGCACGAGCAAAGGUUUUUGUGGGACCCGAACUGAUGAAACUCGUACGAGAAAAUGGCCUGAAGAAAGGUGACGUACUUAGCGUUGCUCGCCUGGCGGGAAUUGUGGGGUCCAAGCAGACGUCCAGCCUUAUCCCUCUGUGUCAUAACAUAUCUUUAUCCUCUGUGGCUGUGGACAUUGAACUGGACUCUGCUCUCAACUGUGCUCUCACUGCUGUAUCGGUGUCUGCCUUAACAGUGUACGAUAUGUGCAAAGCUGUGAGUCAUGACAUUGUGAUAUCUGAAAUAAUGCUUCUGGCCAAAAGUGGGGGAACUAGAGGAGACUUCCACCAGACAUGA